ACAUACUUGUACCCAUACCCCGGAAUCCCGCAGCACCAGCCAGAGCUCAGCACCGUGCCCUCGUCCGGCCCGUUUCGUCCCUCCCUCCUCUGUCUGCGACAUCUCCGCCUGCUCUUCGACAAUACACACCCAGACUGACCCGAACACCACCCAUGAGAAGAGCCACAUCUUCUUGUGAUGAAGAUCUCUUCGAUCCUUCUUUACCCGUAUUGGAAAAUUAAACGCCCUUGGGACGACCAUGUCAAGCAGUUUGAGUAUCUGGACUGGGAGUCACAGCGCAAGCUCGCUAUCCGGCAGAUAGAUAAGGAUGGCUUCGGAUACUGGACUGUCUUCGUGGCCGGCGCCGGAUUCUUGACGGACGCCUACGAUAUCUUUGCCGUCAAUGCAAUCCUGCCCAUGCUCAGCGUUGUCUACUGGGGCGGGAAUAUGCCAAAGGACCAGGAGCUCUUGAUUAACCUGGCCGUCCUCGUCGGCACCUUCAUCAGCCAAUUUGUCGUUGGCGUUCUGGCCGACCGAUUUGGACGGAAACGCAUGUACGGAAUCGAACUGUGCAUUCUCACCUUUGCCACCGUCUUCGUCGCGCUCACCUCCGAAGGUGCGCUGCGUAGCACCAACCGGCUCGCCUGGAUCGUAGCGUGGAGAUUCAUCAUGGGACUUGGCAUAGGUGGUGACUACCCUCUUAGCGCCGUGAUAACGUCCGAGUUUGCGCCGCGGAAACACAGGGCUCGCAUGCUGGCUACCGUCUUCUUCAUGCAACCCAUCGGCGCCCUGCUUGCCAACGUUGUUUCCGUAAUCACUGUCUUGAUCCUUCGCGAGCGCAUCGCGCCAGACAUCAUGGUUACGCAAUGUACCGGCGAAUGUGCCGAGGCCGUCGACCUUAUGUGGCGAUGGAUUGUUGGGCUCGGGGCGGUGCCGCCUGCCUUUGCCAUUCUCCUUCGCUGGUGGAUUCCGGAGUCACCGCGCUACACGCUCGAGGUGGAGAUGAAUCCAGAACAGGCGUCGCAAGACGUACAGGAGUACUACGAUGUCGUCAUGACGCCCACGCCACGCCCCAGUGAAGGCCUGGUCGAACCUAGUCUUCACCCACGCUCUGCCAACAACGAGGCCAUGAAUCACUUCUCGCCAAGCACCGAGGCAACUUUGACUUUUGGGGAGCCUAUGGUGCUCAAGGACCUACAGCUGACUGAACCAGCCAUCGCCAUCCAAGGCAGUCAAGAGUCGCGUAUGGUGCGUAAGGAGACUUGGGUUGAGUUCCUCGCGGGGUUCCGCAGGUAUCUGUUUGAUGAAGGUAACUGGACCGACCUCGCUGGCACCGCCAUCUCCUGGCUCGUCCUCGACUUUGCCUUCUACUUCCUCGGCGUCAACUCGCCCAAGAUCUUGUCCAAGCUGUGGGGACUUGGCCCCAUGUCUAGCCAUCCGCUGCACUCUAUGCUUCUCGAGAACGGGUACCGAGCCCUUAUCGCCGUCUCCACCGGCGCUGUUGUCGGUGGUGCUCUGUUCAUCUUGCUCGCCGAGUCGCGGUGGCAUAUCCAAUUCUACGGCUUCGCAAUCCUGGCCGGCCUGUUCGUCAUCGUUGGUGUCUGCUUUGUGACUCUGGUCGACACCAGAUACUCGUCCGCCGUCAUCGUCUUAUACGCUGUCUGCAAUCUAUUCUUCAACUUCGGUCCCAACACUUCGACGUUCAUCAUUGCAGCCGAAGUCUUCCCCACAAAGUACCGUUGCACCUGCCACGGUCUGUCUGCCGCACUCGGCAAGUUUGGCUCCAUCGUCGCACAAAUCUUUCUUACAUACGCUCAAUUUGGCGGCAAGGGUGUCAAUGAUGUACACUCCACCUGGCUUGGUUGGGUGCUCCUUGUUUUCACUAUUUGGAUGGUCGCCGGCGCCAUCGUCACUCUUCUCUGGGUGCCCAACCCGAGCAAUAUCUGGAGCCAGAGUCGCACGCUUGAAGAUCUGAGCCUUGGCAAGCAUGCGCGGAAACGCUACGAGAAGCAGGAGAAGGAGGCCUGGGAUGCCUUCGUGCCCGGCAGCCCAGGCCCGACGCCACCGCUCUUUGCGGGCACUGCAAUUGUGUCAAGGUGAAGAGGGUUUGGGUAUUAUGGUUUGGUCUUUUGAAGUGGAUAGGUCUUUUAAUGGGCGUUUUGACGGAGGCUUACUUUCCUUUACGCUUUACUUCCGCCCACAAAGAAAAAGGGUCGAAUAAAAAAGAAAGCGUUGAGCCAAAUAUCACGGAGUUGUCUUCUUGACACGGUAAUUUUGGAAAAGAAGAGGUGGGGGGCUGGUUCCCAACGUUUCCCUCUUUUUCUCUCCCCUUGGCUCAUCUUUUCCUAUUUGUGAAAAAAGGAUACCCAUAUCUUUUUAUGAGUUUGAGGACAACUUUGACCCCAUCCCUUAUUUCCUCCCCUAUUCUCGUUCCUUUUGGUUGCGAUACCCCACUGACCCUACACCGAUAUGUACAUAUCUCCUAGUCUUCAUUCAUCGAGCAGAUGUUGACUUCUGGGCAUAUAAAUAUAUAUAUGGAGCGAGAUAAUUAAGAGCAAAAUCAAGAACUGGAACUAUUUA
Messenger RNA from Verruconis gallopava, 2559 nucleotides. RefSeq lists its product as uncharacterized. The record is from RefSeq and is a predicted model, not a curated record. Gene Ontology annotation, molecular function: transmembrane transporter activity. The transcript has 5 exons. NCBI's taxonomy places the organism in Eukaryota, Fungi, Ascomycota, Dothideomycetes, Venturiales, Sympoventuriaceae. Gene Ontology annotation, biological process: transmembrane transport. Gene Ontology annotation, cellular component: membrane. The coding region runs from base 178 to 2079 and encodes 633 amino acids.